This is a messenger RNA of Sphaeroforma arctica JP610, 961 nucleotides long. RefSeq lists its product as hypothetical. The record is from RefSeq and is a predicted model, not a curated record. NCBI's taxonomy places the organism in Eukaryota, Ichthyosporea, Ichthyophonida. The transcript has a single exon.
UUGACACCCAACGGUUACUGGAACGGACAGCACUCACAAUCUUGUGCGCAUUAUCUCGCGAAAUGCGAUAAAUUCAAGAAGACCAAUGGCUAUCUCGUUAGAUCUUGCGACAAGAAGCCCAAUAUUAAGUUGGACGGAAAGUACUACCGGGUACAAUCGUUAAAAAGACAAUACAACGACUCUAUAUAUAAGGGUGUAAUAAUCUCUGUAUAUUGCUAUGGAAAUAAAGUCUUUGCACUGAUUGAUCCCGGUUCAGAGAUUUCUUGCAUAUCCGAUCGCUUUGCAUUAAUGAAAGAUAUCGAACGUUGGACGCAAACUACUCACCUUAUCUUAGCAGAUGAGAAGAUUUCAAAGUGUGAAUCCAUGGCCACAGAUGUUAAAAUCUCGUUGGCCGAUGGUAGAAAUAUCACUACCCAAGCUGUGAUAGUUAAGAUGUCACAGAAGUUCGCUGCUUGGACGAGUGCUGAGUUAACGCGCUUGAACAGGGGGUCCAACGCAUCCUUCCAUAUAGACGGAUCCCAGGCAAUAAUGUUCAAGCCAUAUGUUGCCGUGGAUGUGAUGAAUUUUUUUUGAACAGCACCAGUCGGUUGCGGGGGUGUCGCCAGCUGAAGCCAUGGAAGCCAAAAGCGCGGAAAGAGGCAAUACCCAGAAACAAUGCUGCAACCAGGGAUUUUAUAUGUCUAUCGAUACUUUGAGUUGUAGCAUUUAGUCUCGUUUUAGGGUUUAUCUUGGUGAUGUGUGAGCGUCGAUGCGAAUACAAGCGUUAGCCGAAAUGUAAUAAUUUGCACCAAUAGGUAUUGUUCAUCGAUACAUUGAAGCGUAUAACCAAGUUAGGUUAUAGAAAGGGGAUAACUGAAGGCACAGUUCUGUCGAAACACAUUUUGAAUUUUCUAUCAAAUAAACCGAUGGUAGAGAAAAUCUCGUUUCACAUAUAAAUGUGAUUAAUAAAUACAGCAGGGGC